This is a messenger RNA of Lotus japonicus, 1578 nucleotides long. Its product is annotated as protein SET DOMAIN GROUP 40. Gene Ontology annotation, molecular function: protein-lysine N-methyltransferase activity; protein binding. Lineage: Eukaryota; Viridiplantae; Streptophyta; Magnoliopsida; Fabales; Fabaceae. Gene Ontology annotation, biological process: peptidyl-lysine monomethylation. Bases 62 to 1534 code for a protein of 490 amino acids. The record is from RefSeq and is a predicted model, not a curated record. The transcript has 6 exons.
GAAAAUAACAGCUUACACUUUGUUCUGAAAAAACUAGGUUAGGGAUUCUUGUAGGAAGAAGAUGGAGCAGCAACAAGGAAGCCUUGAAAGCUUCUUAUCAUGGGCAGCACAGCUUGGAAUAUCAGACUCCACAAACACCGACCAACCUCAACACUCUCUCUCUUGUUUGGGCCAUUCUUUAUGUGUCUCUCUCUUUCCUCACUCUGGCGGUAGAGGUUUGGGUGCUGUGAGAGACCUUAGGAGGGGUGAAAUUAUAUUGAGAGUUCCAAAAUCUGCUUUGAUGACUACAGAGAGUGUUAUGGAAGAUAAUAAGCUCUGUCUUGCUGUCAAUAAGCACUCUUCUCUCUCCUCAACUCAGAUAUUGAGUGUUUGUUUGUUGUAUGAAAUGGGUAAAGGGAAGACUUCAAGAUGGCAUCCUUACCUCAUGCAUUUGCCGCAAAGCUAUGACGUGCUAGCCAUGUUUGGUGAAUUUGAGAAGCAGGCUCUUCAAGUUGAUGAGGCUAUGUGGGUCACAGAAAAAGCUGUACUAAAAGCCAAAUCAGAGUGGAAAGAAGCUCAUGCUUUGAUGGAUGAUCUCAUGUUUAAGCCCCGGCUUUUAACAUUUAAGGCUUGGGUUUGGGCUGCUGCAACGAUUUCUUCCAGGACAUUGCAUAUACCUUGGGAUGAAGCUGGUUGUUUAUGCCCUGUGGGUGACUUGUUUAAUUAUGAUGCACCUGGAGAGGAGCCAUCUGGUAUUGAGGAGGUAGAGCAUUUUCUAUCUGAUUCUUCAAUCCAUGUUGAUGUAUCAAAGGAGGAUAAUAUCAUGGUAGAUGCAGAGCAGAUUGAUUCUCAUUCUCAGCGAUUAACAGAUGGUGGGUUUGAUGAAGAUGCUAAUGCAUAUUGCUUUUAUGCUAGGGAAAAUUAUAAGAAAGGAGAUCAGGUUUUAUUAUGCUAUGGAACCUACACAAAUUUGGAGCUCCUUGAACACUACGGGUUUCUCUUACCAGAAAAUCCAAAUGACAAAAUUUGUAUCCCUUUGGAACCUGCUAUAUAUUCUUCCACUUCAUGGUCUAAGGAAUCACUCUAUAUCCAUCAAAACGGGAAGCCUUCCUUCGCACUACUAGCGGCACUGCGAUUGUGGGCAACCCCUCAAAAUAAAAGGCGGUCGGUUGGACAUCUUGCAUAUUCUGGCUCUCAACUCUCUGCCGACAAUGAAGUUUUUAUAAUGAAAUGGCUAUUAAAAGCCUGUGGUGCCGUCUUAAAGAAUCUGCCAACAUCUAUUGAAGAUGAUAACUUGCUCAUGAAUGCAAUUGAUAGUCAAGAUAUUUUCAUGGAGUUCACAAAACUCAUGUCUUCCAGGGAUGAGGUUGAUACCUUCUUAGAAGCUCAUGAUAUAAAAGAUGCUCAUGGUUGUACAGAUACACUUCUAUCUAGAAAAGCAAGAAGGUCCAUGGAUAGGUGGAGAUUAGCUGUCCAAUGGAGGCUUAGGUAUAAGAAAGUCCUUGUUGAUUGUAUAUCUUAUUGCAAUGAGAAACUAAAUUCUUUGAUGAAAUAGUGCUCUGAUGGACUUGGUUGCAAUAGUGAACUCUUUUCCUUUUC